This is a messenger RNA of Fragaria vesca subsp. vesca, 1233 nucleotides long. RefSeq lists its product as uncharacterized. Gene Ontology annotation, biological process: regulation of DNA-templated transcription. The record is from RefSeq and is a predicted model, not a curated record. Gene Ontology annotation, molecular function: DNA binding. The transcript has 3 exons. Lineage: Eukaryota; Viridiplantae; Streptophyta; Magnoliopsida; Rosales; Rosaceae. Bases 1 to 1233 code for a protein of 410 amino acids.
AUGUUGGGUUUGAUGGAAGAAAUGAGUGAGCUGCUGGGGAGGGAAGAGGUGAACGAACAGGGUCUUCCACCUGGUUUCAGGUUCCACCCAACUGAUGAGGAGCUCAUCACCUUUUACCUCGCUUCCAAGGUCUACAAUGGCGCUUUCUGCGGCGUCGACAUCGCCGAGGUCGACCUCAACAGAUGCGAGCCCUGGGAGCUCCCAGAUGUGGCAAAGAUGGGGGACAAAGAGUGGUACUUCUUCAGCCUCCGGGACCGGAAGUACCCAACCGGACUGAGAACCAACCGAGCCACCGGCGCCGGUUACUGGAAAGCCACCGGCAAAGACAAAGAGGUUUACAGCGCCUCAAGUGGAGCCCUCCUUGGGAUGAAGAAGACCCUCGUCUUCUACAAAGGUCGAGCCCCCCGUGGCCAGAAGACCAAGUGGGUCAUGCAUGAGUACCGCCUCGACGGCGACUUCUCCUCCUACCGCCACACGUGCAAGGAUGAAUGGGUGAUAUGCAGAACUCAUAACAAAUCUGGGGACAAGAAGAACCCAAUGCAAGCUCAAGGGCAAGGAGAAGGGCAACAGAGUAAUUUUCUUCAACAAGUUGUGGAAGCUGCUUCGGCUUCUUCCAGAACUGGCUGCAGUUUGCCUCCAUUGCUGGAAUUUCAAUCUCAGACGACCCAUCAGAACCCUAGCUUUGUGCAAAGCCCUAGUUUACUGCGGAUGCAAGAAAACGACUUGAUGAAAAGUCGUAAUCAACUGUUUCAACCACCGUCGUCGUCGUCGUCAUCAUCUUCAUCCUCAGCAGCAGCUCUGCAGUCCAUGCUCUUCAAGUCCUUCCUCUUUCCACAUCAAGAUCAAGCUGGCACUACUGGAACUGGAACUGGUGCUCCUAAACGGUGCAAGGCAGAAGCCACUAAUCUUCCCCACUUCCAAACUGCACCUCUUAAUGUUGCUAACUUCAACUACUUGAUGGAAAAGAAUCACUCUCAUGUUCAGCCAAAUGGCCAAGACUCGUUGCUUCAGUAUCAUCACCAUCCCCGAAGCUCACUGUCGUUUGAUGACUUCCAUUUUUACAAUGGAGUGUUGGGGCUUUCUACAUCUGCUGCUACUGCUUCUGUAGAUGCUGAGACCGCGUCGUCUUCUGCUUCAAACGGUGGUUUCAACAGGGCAGGCUUUCAGACCAUGUUAGAUCCUCUCAUCAAACUCCCAGCUGCAGAAUCAUCAUGGAAUCAGGAUAUCGCCUAA